Meloidogyne enterolobii is the source of this 633-nucleotide messenger RNA. NCBI's taxonomy places the organism in Eukaryota, Metazoa, Nematoda, Chromadorea, Rhabditida, Meloidogynidae. The record is from the annotation of a GenBank genome assembly.
AUGAAAUAUAAAAAAAUUUUUUUAGGAAACAAAAGGAGAAUAGUGGACAACAAAAGCCCUUUUUCAAUGUGGGCAAAUGAAAUAAACAUAAAUACAAUGCUUGAAAAAGAAGAAAGUAUUCAAUUGGCAAACUUCAUUGAGAAUGCCCCUAAUAAUUUAUACAAAUUUUUUUAUUCCGAAUAUCUUUCAAAUAAUGAAAAUAUUCGGAAUUUGCUACAAGAAUAUUUUAUGAAUGGACAAUUAAUUAAUCAACAAAUUGGGGAUGAAUAUCACCCUGAACUAGUUGAAAUGGUCGAGUAUAGAGGAGUAAAAAUUCCAUCACAAGAUCGACAAGUGAAUGAUUUUUAUUUAUAAAUAAGAAAACUUCAAGUAGAUAAAUUCAUCAAUAUAAAUUUUAGACUAUUCUCCAAAUGAUACCGUAUUUGAUCACCAAAUUCCCAUAUCCUCAAUCAUAUCCAAAUUCCCAUAUUAUCCACCUCAAAUCUUUUUAUUCCUCCUUUAUCUCUUAUAUCCCUUGACUCAUCCUUAAUUCAUUCAACACCAGUUUAUCGCCCAAUAUCAAUCAAAGUACAUACUUAUACCCUCAUAAUCUCUAUAUAUCCCCUUAAUUUUUAUUUUAAUAGAUUCUUCUUC